Parathielavia appendiculata is the source of this 1300-nucleotide messenger RNA. RefSeq lists its product as uncharacterized. NCBI's taxonomy places the organism in Eukaryota, Fungi, Ascomycota, Sordariomycetes, Sordariales, Chaetomiaceae. The coding region runs from base 208 to 1152 and encodes 314 amino acids. The record is from RefSeq and is a predicted model, not a curated record. The transcript is spliced from 2 exons.
GACUGCAUGCACUGCCGCGCCUCAUUCGGGGACUGGACGGGACGAAGCGGCAAGCGUAAGGCAACUACAGUGGCUAUGCGCCGAAAUCAACGAAGCGCCUUGGCUGAGCAUGGGCAGUCACCAGUGGUUUUAAUCGUUCGCGCGAUGAGCUUAUGAAGGGUCGACUUCCAUACCUGGGUUCAAGUUACCGAAGCAGCCACAACACCAAUGAAUUUAACCAAGUGUAUCAUCGAAGCGAACCCGGACGUAAGCGGCGUUGGGAUCCGCAUAUCCGCCUACUCCUUAUGUCUCGGCGGCCGCAUCGUCGGCUUCCUCGUCAAGAUGGUCUCGCCGACCCCCAACGCAAACAGCUUCAACCGGAGCCUGCGAACGGCCAUGAGCAUCCAGGGCCUCGCGCUGCUGUCGACGGCACUCUACCAGACAGCCCACGACCGACUCACGCUCUUCCACGCCGUCGUCGUGCUGCACCUGCUCGCCCUGCUCGGCAUCACGCUGACCACAGGCGCGGCGGUGCCAGGACACAGUAAUGAGACUGCCCACCGCAUCAUCAACGAGGUCGUGUACCUCGUCACCGUCGCGGCCUUUGUCGCCUUCAACGUCCUAGUCUGGAGCCGCGCGCCCACGUUCGGGAGCCAGCCCGAGUGUAACUCGACUGUUGUCUACGUGCUGUUUGGCGUGAGCAUCCCGGCGACCAACGAUGUAUUCCGCUACAUCAUCCUCGCUACGUUUGCGUCUGUUCCGGGCGUCUUUGUUAUUUCCCUCUUCCUCUCCGCGACGUGUUGGAUGGGAAUGUGGUGUUGCUUGCGUCACGGGGCCUGGAGAUUGCGAGAUUCGAGCUCCAGCCGAGAGAGGCCGUCGUUCGAUACAUGUAGCAACGACGAGUCGACCGCCACGUGGAUUCGGGAUUCCAUCAAUAUUGUCGCCUACGCGGGUAUGGCCAUCUACGCCAUCGUUUCGCUCGAGCAGAUGGUCGCCCGGAACCGUGUAAGCGACGAGGAGAGGGACUGGACUUUUGGGCAGGUCUUGAGUCUGUUCCUGCUGUUUGGGGUUGGAAACGAGGUCUUGAACGUUGUGAUUUCUAGCAUUAGUGGCAAGCCUGCUGGGGAUGAAGGGGGCCAGAGGACAGCGGCAACAUUGAGAUGCGGCGCAUAAAGUCGUCGGAUUGGGUGCUUGAGAGCUAAUAAGGAGCUGAGCCAUUUCAUGCCAGGGAUCCUCACUCAGAUAUUACAGUGCAGGUAACAGCAAGCUGGGCUUGAAGCUGUAAAUUUGCCUCCUUUAUUAAUUAUAUUAUUAUUCCUAC